Pygocentrus nattereri (red-bellied piranha) is the source of this 3969-nucleotide messenger RNA. It is a transcript of the gene dnajc14, whose product is annotated as DnaJ (Hsp40) homolog, subfamily C, member 14. The transcript is spliced from 8 exons. The record is from RefSeq and is a predicted model, not a curated record. Lineage: Eukaryota; Metazoa; Chordata; Actinopteri; Characiformes; Serrasalmidae. Gene Ontology annotation, molecular function: dopamine receptor binding. The coding region runs from base 538 to 2562 and encodes 674 amino acids.
CCUCGGAAGUGAACAGUAAAAAGAGAAACAACAAGGACAGACACUGCCUAGCGAGCUAUAAUGUCCGUUUAAAACAUCUACAGAGGAACAGCUCACGGCAGGUUUGCCUCGCUGGUGUUUCAGAGCUGUGCUAAAACGUAAGUUUGUUCAUUUCCCCCUCCAAUACGCCGCGAAGACUCGCUAGCACUCUCUGCACCAAGACUAGCCUGCUCGCUAGGCUAGCUGAUAGCCGCAACCCGAGCCUUCUAAACAUUUUUCCAGUUCCAUGGCAAGAGUUUCAAAAUAUUUCUAGUAAAAGUGUCGUGCACUUGCCUGUCCCCAUGCAGUGAUGGUCAAGAUAAAUAACUGUCCAUGGCAUCAUGCUUUUGUCUCACUUGUGCAUGUGAAGAAGUGGUUGGCACCAAUUGUGCUGCUGUGCUAACCUGAGCCUGACUCAUUUGUUCUCUUGAAGACCAGUGGAGCCUGUUCUAAGUGAUGACGGGCCCCUGAGCCUCCUCAGUUUAGGCAGACUUUGGGAUUUCGAGAAGGACAGACAUCAUGGCUGGACACUGGGAUCCAGUGGAUAUAAGCGCUGGGAUUUCUGUGGGUGAUGUCGCAAUGAAUGACCAAAUAUGUGAAGAGACUUGCUAUGGAUCUCUUUCUUCCCAUUCUGUUUUUAGUCAGUCACAGACAAGGGAAAGCGGUGAUCCAGCAUCCGAGGAGGUGCUGGACAAUCUACAGCAAGAAGACUCUGGUUACAUGGAAGCAGUGGAGGAUAAGGAGAAAGCGGAAGAAAGUGGGUAUACAAGAACAAAUGGCAGGAUGGAUCAGCUGGAGGAAGACGAGAAUAGCGUGUUUAAUGAAACUGAUGAGAAAGGAUGCAGAAAUGGAGAAAAGUUCAACAAUGAGUCUGGAUCUCGGAAUUCUGCAUCAGCGAAGAAAGGGAAGUCCAAGAAAAGUGGAUCAGGUUCAGGGCCAGCUGAGCAGUGUUCGUCAUGGACAUCCCCAUCAUCCGUUUCCUAUAAAUCUUGUCUGUCCUCCUCUGGAGCGAGCAGGCACAAGCAGGUCCGUCGACGGAACCACCACCAUCACAACCAGGGCCGCUUACGAAGGCAGACUGGUGCCCAGUUGAUGGCAGCAUUCCGUGAGUUCUUAGCGGAGUCUGUCAGCCCGUGGACUAUUUCCUGUAUCCACAUGGUAGUGGACCUCAUUGUGUCUUUGACCCACCGCUGUGGGAUCGCCGUAGAAUCAGGAGCAGUUGCACUUUAUGACUUUGGCUCACUCGUGUUCUUCAAGGUCACGGAUAUCUCCGGAAUGAAGCAGGAUCUAAGACGAAUUGCAGACUGGACCUGGUGCAUGGGUGCAGCUCUUGUAGUUUGGGUUAGUAAGGCCACAAGCAUGGCCCAACGAGGCAUUGUGUCCAGUUUUGGUCUCCUGAGUGUAGCAGUGUGCUUGGGUGCCCGAUUGAUGAAAAGUGUUUUGGAAAGGCUGGGUGGAGAAAGAGGAAGGCGAUGGUGGCUUGCUCUUCAGAACUGCUGGGUGUGGAAGAAAGGAGCCAUGAUUAUUGGAAGGGUUAGAGGAUGGUUCUGUAAGCGCAGCUCCUCAGAUGAAUCAUCAAAUCCAGAAUCUCCCUACAGAGAUAAGUGUCAGCCUGGACAAGAGCUUGAGAGACUGCUGGCACUGGCGCAGGUCCCUGAAGAUGAGCUGGACCCCUUUAACGUCCUGGGUGUGAACACCCAUGCCACAGAGUCUGAACUUAAGCGAGCCUAUAGGCAGCUGGCUGUACAGGUCCAUCCAGACAAGAACAAGCACCCACGUGCUGGCGAGGCUUUCAAAGUCCUUAGAGCAGCAUGGGACAUCGUCAGUAACCCAGAGACAAGACGGGAGUAUGAACUGAAGCGAAUGGCAGCAACAGAGCUAUCCAGAUCAAUGAAUGAGUUCCUGACGAAGCUGCAGGAUGACCUGAAAGAAGCCAUGAACACCAUGAUGUGCACCAAAUGUGAAGGCAAGCACAAGCGCUUUGAGAUGGACCGGGAGCCCCAUGAAGCCCGGUUCUGUGCUGAGUGCAAUAAACGACACAGUGCUGAGGAGGGAGACCUGUGGGCAGAGUCCAGCAUGCUGGGCCUGCGGAUCACAUACUUUGCCUUUAUGGAUGGCAAAGUCUAUGACAUAACUGAGUGGGCAGGUUGCCAGCGGAUAGGAAUCUCUCCUGACACACAUCGUGUGCCCUACCACAUCUCUUUUGGUUCCAAAAGUAACAGUGGCACAAACCGCCAUAGAUCCCCUUCAGACCAUCCGCCAGGUGCAGGCUCACCUGCAGACCUACAGGACUUCUUCAACCGUAUCUUCCAGGGGGGUUCUCCCGCUGAUGCUUCCUCCAACGGUGGGUUCUUCUCCUCAGGAACGCCUCCCCAUCAUCCCUCAGGGGCUGGCGCAGGGACUGGUGGACUGUUUUCAGGUCCCCCUCCCCAGCCAGGUUUCUUUAACCCUGGGGCACAACGAGGAGAAGCUAGUGAAUGUUGGACUGAAGGAGGAAAACACCCACGCCGGCGGAAGAAGGCACGCAAGCCUUUCCAGCGCUGAGCGAUGCCAUAGCAUGCUCCGACAACCUUGCAGGAGGAAGACGGACUGCAGCAGAGCGCUGCCACGACCUGGCCUGACGGACUUGUGCUGGGGCACAAGGACAAAAUGGGUUGGGUUGACCUCAGAAGAAUGUUUCAGUGUUGGUGUGUCGAAUCUUUUCAAUGCCAACAGGAACUAGCUGAAAACUGUGCUUUGUUUGAGAAGGCUGGCGAAAGAAAAGAUCUACAAUUGUAGCCUUUUUGUCGGAUAAUUUUCAAGCCCUUUCUUUUUCUAUUUGUGUUUGGAAAUGCACAGCUUGACCAUGCCACUCGUUCAAUCGUUUAAUGUGUUAAAUGAUUCGCAGAAGGUAAAUUUCCAUGGCCUUUCGUAUGUUUUUGCCAUGCACAGUUAGAAGAUGGCAUGGUUUUUCAUGAUGAAGUUUGCAUAUUUUUAUUUUUUUUGCCAUUCUUUGUAAAAUUUUUUGCAUCAGUGUUUAUGAUUCUUCUGUCGACCAUGAAUACACCUCAGGGAUGACUAUGGUGCGGUCACAGUUGGUCUGCAGAGAACAGAGAGAAGAAGCUGAUGAUCUGAAGGGCAGUUCAGAAUUCGAAAUAUACAUGGAAUUUGCACAGAGUACAGUAAUGAUAGUCCCCACCCUCCUGAAGAUGGUCAGGAGGAACGCUACUCUGUCAUUACUCUGCCCAAACUCACACCAGUUCACUUCUGUUUACACUUGAAUGACUUUUGAAUUACUUUAUUGUUCUUUUUGUUUGUUUUUUUAGAGUUUUGGUCAUGCUUUGCGAAACAGAUGUUAGACACACAACUAUCGCCAGUCCUCUUGUUUCUGCUAACUGCUUUGUUGGCUGAACUGAAUGAGCUGCUCACUGAAAUUUAGUUGGAAUGAUAGAAAAAUUGAAAAUAAGCACUUUUUGCAGUUUGUUUCUUGCUAAGCAGCAAGCGAUUUAUAAUGAACACAGAUUCUAAAAUACAUGUCAGAACCUGUUUGGUUUUUAUUCUUUUUGAUUUACUGUAUUUGAAUUACUGUAUUUGAAUUAAAUCUGUUCAAAUCUAUUGUAAACCAUAUUUAGGCAAAAAGCAAACAGCCUGCUUUCUGAAAAGUGUUUUUUUUUUUUUUUUUGCACAAUGAUCUUGAUAAGACGGUAAUCUAAGAACAAUGUUUAAUGGGCUUGGUCUUGAUACAGCGAUGGUCUUAAUACUGUCCAGAUUGAUAUUCAAGAUCUUUGCCACUUUCUAUUUAUUCCACAAUACCUUCCUAUGUUUAUUUUCCACCUUGUUGCUUCAGCACUCUUAAAAAGAUGGUUCUUUGAGUUCUUUAGUAAAGAAAAUGGUUCUAUAAAGAACCAUGAACACUCAGAGAACUUUGCAUGAUUAAAACCCUUUCAACCCUUUUGAAAAGGGUUCCAUAAA